AUGAUCAAGAUUACGAGUCUCACAGUGCGUGCUUUGUUCUCUGUGACUGCAUUGGUUAUUACCUUGCCGGUAAUCGCAGACUCACCGGGAUCCUCUCUCUAUCAACGAGCAGCAACAAAUGAAGUUAAUAGCUAUGCCCGCGUCAUUGAGCUCCAGCAUGCCGGCGAUAUGAAUGGCAAGCUGUUGGCUACUUGGGAACACUGGUAUGUGGAUAACACCACAAUGGCUAUCAACUCCUCUAAUGGAACCGCAGGCAACUUCAUCACUCAGGAGAGUGACAAGGAAGGUGGCACAAUCCUUCUCAUUGGUAAUCUGUGCAAUGGCACCAAUACCCAGUUUUUCUCCUGGAGAUCCCAAAAUCAUGGAAAGACAUGGGAUGCUGUGGGAGCAUGGGAACACGGCGGCGCAACUUAUAGUGGUGGUAGUGGGAUCUGGGAGCCUUUCCUCUAUCUAGACAGUCAGGGCAGACUUCUAGCAGUCUUUUCCAACGAGCGAAACAGAGCAGACAAUGGUCAGAUACUGGCCCAUCUUAUCUCCACAGACGGCGGUGACGCUUGGGACAAAGGAACCUUUACUCCAGAUGUAGUCAGUUCAAGGAGUAAAGAUCGUCCUAGAAUGACCACCAUGGCCAAAAUGGACAAUGGGGAGUACUUUAUAAGCUAUGAGUUCUGUACAAAAGUCAAUGCCAACUGCACAGUUCAUGGGAAGACAUCAGCAGACGGCAUUAACUGGAACAAGAUUAACAUGGGAAAUCCGAUUGCGACUGCUGACAGUAUCACCCUCUAG
Aspergillus wentii DTO 134E9 is the source of this 786-nucleotide messenger RNA. Its product is annotated as sialidase family protein. The coding region runs from base 1 to 786 and encodes 261 amino acids. The record is from RefSeq and is a predicted model, not a curated record. NCBI's taxonomy places the organism in Eukaryota, Fungi, Ascomycota, Eurotiomycetes, Eurotiales, Aspergillaceae. The transcript is spliced from 2 exons.